Zingiber officinale is the source of this 453-nucleotide messenger RNA. RefSeq lists its product as uncharacterized. The record is from RefSeq and is a predicted model, not a curated record. Bases 1 to 453 code for a protein of 150 amino acids. NCBI's taxonomy places the organism in Eukaryota, Viridiplantae, Streptophyta, Magnoliopsida, Zingiberales, Zingiberaceae. The transcript has a single exon.
AUGACCGCCCCUGAUGAACACUUAGCCAAGUUUGACAACGUGACCACACUGCACCAAUACACAAACGGGGUAAAAUGUCGAGUUUUCCUUACCAUGUUGUCUAGAUCAGCGCAACGCUGGUUCAAGCGUUUGUCGAGCGGCUCGAUAGAUAGAUUCAAAGACUUCCGAGCGACCUUCCUAAAUCAUUUUGCUAGCAAUCACCGCCACCAGAAGACGAGCGUGAACUUAUUCUCAUUGAAGCAAGGGCCGCGAAAGGCCUUAAGGACAUAUAUCCAGCGCUUCAAUCAUGUGGCGAUCGACAUUCCGGCGGUCUCCUUGGAUGUAUUAGUAAACUCUUUCACUCAGGGGCUUGCUGAAGGAGAAUUCUUCUGGUCACUCAUCCGGAAGCCGCCGAAGAACUUUAACCAUCUACAGAAAAAGGCCAAUGAAUACAUCAAUGUAGAAGAAGCCUAG